Molecule: messenger RNA, 1026 nt
Organism: Magnolia sinica
Lineage: Eukaryota; Viridiplantae; Streptophyta; Magnoliopsida; Magnoliales; Magnoliaceae
Product: photosystem I assembly factor PSA3, chloroplastic
Exons: 3
Coding region: 98-964 (288 amino acids)
Biological process (GO): photosystem I assembly
Source: RefSeq, a predicted model, not a curated record
UUACAGUUCUUUCUGCUACACCGUAUCAUCUCCCGGGAGGGAGAGAUAGAGAUAGGUAGAUAGCCCUCUCUCUAGCUGAAUCAGACCAACUGCUUCAAUGGCCGUUGUAACAUCCACUACUUCCCAGCCUGCUAACCUGCGCACCCACCUCAAUGCUAGCCUUCACACCCUUCCAGCUCUCUCCUACAAAUCCCUUCACCCAAAGAGGGUUUCCACAAGAGGAGGAGGAAAAAGAAGCCAUGGAAAUGGGGUUGUGGUGUUGGUUAGGGCUUACAUGGAGAAACCCAAUUCAGCAUCGAGCUUUGCAAGCAAGGUGAUUGGGUCUCUCCCCAUAAUCGGCCUUUUCGCGAGGAUUUUCAGUGACGAGGGAGGCGUUGGUGGCGAUAUUAUCGAUUUCGCUGAGUUCCGGAGGCGGGUGGGGAAGAAAUGCAGCGUCACUGACUCCAGGGCAUUUUACGAGUUCCAGGACCGGCGGGGUCGGGCAGGGGAUCCUCUAUAUGUACUUCUAUGCUGUUGGUUGGCUGCUGUUGGUGCUGGUCUUGUGAAGUCGGAGGAUAUUCUUGAAGGGGCAGCCAGGCUUCGCAUCUCCAAUGACAUUGAAUUUGAAGAGCAGAGUUUUUUUGCUAUCAUGGCCGAGGCAAAAGAGAGGCGGCUGAAGCUGAAUGUUGCAAUCCCAGAAAUUCCAAUGGAGAUUCGGGCGGAGAAGGCUCUUGAAGCAAUCUACGUCUGUUGCUUCAGUAAGGAUCCUAUAGAAGAAGAGGAUGAAAGGUUGCUUCGAAUCAUUCUUAAUGCAGUUUUCCCUUCGGUUGGGCAAUCUGAGAUAGAGAGGAUGGUUGGCACCAAAGCAAAGCAAAUUGCUGAUGGUGAGAUGGAAAACAUACCCGAGCCAAAGUCUAUAUCUAAAGAAGCCGUGCAGAUGCAAAUGAAGGAUCUCCAGUUCUUGAAACAGAACAGUGAAACUUAAGCUGAUAUACUUCUCUGUUGUAAGUGUGAAAAGCUUUGUUGUUGUUGUUGUUCUUCUUCUUC